Molecule: messenger RNA, 10193 nt
Organism: Salmo salar (Atlantic salmon)
Lineage: Eukaryota; Metazoa; Chordata; Actinopteri; Salmoniformes; Salmonidae
Source: RefSeq, a predicted model, not a curated record
GUCUUACAUACUGAGACUCAAUACUCACAUGCAGUUAUUUCCCUGAUGUUAUCACAAUCAUACUUUUUCCAGCCUCUUGUAAACACUGCGAAGCUGUUAAUUACUAUGCCAGUCAUUAAUAAGGAUCUAAUUUAAAAAAGUUCCCUUUUUGCAAACACAGCUGUUCUGUGUGAGUGGCACUUUUGACAUGAUUGUUGGAUAUUUUGAGUUGACGUAAAAAUGUCCCUGACCACUUAUAAAUAAAACAUGUCAGUGACCCCCCUCUCCAUCUGUAAGCACCUGUUCAGGCUAAUCAUGGUGAAACCACCAAGUGAGACUGAAAAGUCUAUAACCAUUUACAUGCAAAUAAAGUAAAAAACUUAACAAAGUGUCUAGCGUUGUUCCAGACAACUUUCCACUCUGCCUCAGAGAGAGAAACUGUGUACACUGGCCAUUUUGACACUUGGCAGGUGGGCCAGAGACUGGCUACGGUGGUGGGCUUAACAUUUAAAGGCGCUCAGAUGUCUGACAGCCCCUCCAGAGCCAAACUGCUGCCCCUCACGGCCUCUCACAGCCCCCCGCCCCCCUGGCCGGUCCCCUGCUGACGUUGGCUGUGCCGUUUACAUUUAGGUAGACAGGCUUAUUCCAUUCUUAAUACCACCUCCAGUAAGAAGAGCAGAGGUGUCAAGCAGUAGGUGAGAGACAAGGACAAUCUCACGACUGGAUGACUGUUAAGUCAGAAUUCUAAAGGUGUUUCCACGAGUUACACUGACAGUUACUGGCUGUAUGUUUUUACUCUUUAUGGAUUUGAAUUUAGUUAGUUUGAUUUUCUUAAUUUUUGCUGUUGAUAAAUUUGCGUUUUAUUCACAUAUCCGUCGUUAAAUCAGCUUGUCUGUACAGUUGAAGAGGAGCACAUAGGGAUAAGGCUGGCUGCGUUUUUCAAAAAAGUUGUCCCAUCUGUCACUCGGACGUUGGUCAUCAACCUUUCUGUGACCCUUUUUCUGUCUCGAUUGGGUAUCCUAACGGGAUUCGGUCAUGAGUUCAAAGAUAGUGAACUCUAACUCAACCCCUGGAAAGCCAAGCACAAUGGAUAACCUAACUGACUGCACUGGUGCCGGCUUGGACCUCAUUCAGAAUCGCAUUGAGUCUCUGAGCAGUAAGAUGGACAGGCUCAUCAACAUCCAGGAGAAGGUCCUCAAUCGGCUGGACGGAAUAACCCAGGACAUCGAUGGUAUCGAGAGGGACGUGGAAACUCUGAAGGUGGACAACGAGGAGAUCCAUAUACCUGCAAGAGCCCUAACUCUUCCCCUGGCUCAAACCCAGGGUACAGGUGUGGUGGGCGAGGUGAGAGAGAUGUGUCAUGAGAUGAGCUCCAUCAUGAUGGCGUUGGACCAGCGCUCAGAGAAGCAGGCUGAGAAGCUGGACGGGAUGGAGAAUCUGGUCCUCAGCAUCCAGCAGGUCAUCAGAUUCAUCGGGGAGACGGUGAAGAGCUCCCGGGUUAUGGAGAUGAUGUUUAUGCGUCCUGCAGCACGCAAGGCCUCCAAGUCCAAAGACAGUAAGGGCAAGGUGGACGUUAAGAGGCAAUCAUCUGCAGAAAAGAGCGAGAGCUCAAUUACUAAGAAGACCGACAAGAAAACUACCUCUACUAAAGCCACUAAAGGGACUCAAGGGAUGAUAACCACUAAAUGUGAACCCAAACCUAGUCGACCGGAGACUACUCACAGUCACAAGACAACAAAGCUCCAUGGACCAAAGCAUUUUCUCACAAUCCGCAAACUCUGCGGAAACUUUUCAAAAGAUCACAAGGGGAAGGAUGGGAAGGAGAAGUCGAGUCUGAGCACAAAGGGUCUGAAAACACAGAAGAAGAAACCCCCAGAUACAGCAGACACCAUCUCCCUGAGGAAGCAGGUGUUGCUGCUAAAGGAGGUUCAGAAGCUCAACAGGGAGAAUGCAGAGAGAUCAUCAUCAGGUCACCAGCAGCAGCUUACCCCUGAUGACGUCUUGGACCUGGAGGCUGGAUCUGGAAGGGCCUCAGAGGAGUUGGGGUCAUCACAGACUGGGUCCCUCAGCCCGAACCUGCUUGACUUGAUCCUCGAGGGCCCCAAGGCCCCUGUGACCGAAGAGGUGUCAUUAUCUGAGAAGGAGAGGGAGGCAGCAGGAGAUGGUCUAAAAGUGGAGGAGAGGAAGGAGGAAGAGGAGGCCAUAAAAAAACAAGAGAAGGAAGACCACCUCAUUGAAUCCAAGUUCAAGGAAGAGGAGCGAGAGGAAGAGCUGUUGAAAAUCACAGAGCAGCCUGAGGAGGUUAGAGGAGCAGAGGAGAGAGAGGGGAACAAAAAGGAGGAGGACAGUGCAGGCCCAUCAGAAGUUGCUGAUAUGUCAGUUAAGGAUCUCCCUUCUCUCCCACCCUCCCCUGAAGCUCCAGGAGAGACUGGCUCUAUUCCAGAGAGUUGUGAAGUCCACAACAAAAGUGUCUCCUCUCAGUUUCUGGAGGCAGCAGAACAGGACCAGAUGGAAGAGGGCAGCACCAGCAGUAAGCGUCGGGUGACGGAGGAAGACCUGGGAGUGCUGGGAGUGGAGGACCACAAGAAGAGUCGGGUGGAGGGAGGAGCAGGCGAGGAAUAUGUGAGGCAGGGGGAGAAGGAGCAGGGGGAGAGGCAGGAGGAGGUAGAGGACGGAGAAAGACCAGAUGAUGAGGACGAGGGAUGGGGCAUCUUCAAGGCAGAUGGGGUGGAUAUCCGUGUGGAGCUAAAGGAGAGGAUGGAAAAAGAGAAGAAGCCAGAUCAGUCUACAGAAGUCAGGCAGUCUACUGGGGAACAGUUCUUCAUUGAUAAAAGCUCUCCACCUCCGGCUCCAUUUAACCAUCGGAUAGUGUCAGCCAAACCGAACCAGAUCAGCAACUUCUACACCAUCAACAGAGCAGAGGUUCUCGGAGGGGGUCGUUUUGGCCAGGUGCACAAAUGCAUGGAAAACUCCUCGGGUCUCACCCUGGCUGCCAAGAUCAUCAAAGCCCGGAGUCAGAAAGAGAAGGAGGUGGUGAAGAAUGAGAUCACGGUCAUGAACCAGCUGGACCAUGCCAACCUGAUCCAGCUCUACGCUGCCUACGAGUCCAGGAAUGACAUCAUCCUGGUGCUGGAAUAUGUGGAUGGAGGGGAGCUCUUUGACAGAAUCAUCGAUGAGAACUACACUCUGAUGGAGCUGGACACGGUGCUGUUCAUCAGGCAGAUCUGUGAGGGCCUGCAGCACAUGCACAAGAUGUACAUCCUCCAUCUGGACCUCAAGCCAGAGAAUAUUCUAUGUGUGAGCAGAGUCACGAAUAAAAUUAAGAUCAUCGACUUUGGACUUGCCAGAAAAUACAAGCCCAGAGAGAAGUUACGAAUAAAUUUCGGCACCCCAGAGUUCCUGGCCCCAGAAGUUGUCAACUACGACUUUGUGUCAUUCAACACCGACAUGUGGAGCCUGGGAGUCAUUACAUAUAUGCUGCUAAGCGGUCUGUGUCCCUUCCUAGGUGACGAUGACAAUGAGACUUUGAAUAACAUUCUGGCCUGCCAGUGGAACUUUGAAGAGGCAGAAUUUACAGACAUCUCAGAGGAGGCCAAAGACUUCAUCUCCAAACUCCUCAUCAUCAAUAAAAGUUGGAGGAUAGGUGCCUCUGAAGCGUUGAGACAUCCUUGGCUCUCUGACGCAGUCCUCCAUCAUCGUCUUCAUGAAAAGAAGAACAUGUGUAACCGCUCACGCAGAUCUUCAUGCGUACCCACCACAGAUAGUUGAGCAUGAUGACUUGACGGAGCCAGCGGUGACUACUUGGACCAAGCCUGAUGUACACCUGUAGAACUACCAGAGCUUACCUGUAUGAACACAUUUAAACUGUUAAAACCCCGUAGGUGGAGGAGUGUGUCAUGUGGUAUUGCAAAACCAAGAGACAGACAAGGCAGUUCAGCACUCAGAGGAUUUACUAACUGGUAAAAAAAUAAGACCAAUAAUCAAAAUCAACAGCUGGCCCUUGAUGGCAAUAACUGAAUGUAAUCGUAUUCUUCCCCAGUGAUUUAUUUUCUCCCAGGGCAGAGAGAGCUUCUAACCGUCGUCAUUGGGUGCUGACUGGUCCAAUGGUUAGGCGUGUCCUCCUCACUGCCCUCUCUCUCCCUCUCUGAACACCACUACCUCUCCGUGUUCUGCCGCCCUAAUUGCAGCCAGUGGUUCAAGAUGUGCAGCUGCAGUCAAUUAAGUCUCUGUGGAGAGAUGCCACACCUUAUAAUGAGUUGUUUAUCCACCAAGUGGGGCCAAAAGCCGGCCUUUCCCACCCCUAAACCCCUUGGAUGCUCACACACCGCCCACCCCUGCUUCAACUCGUGGUUUGUACAGGCCAAUGCCCCGAUAGAGUCAACUCUUGGCCAGGCAUCUAAUCCAAGGCCAUGGAGGUACACACCUGGACCUCCAGGGUCAUACAACAAAGGUUGAUGUUCGUCAUCUCCAUGGUUCACCCUCUUCAUGGGUCAGGUUCUCGGCCACCUUCUGGGGCACACACGAUAACUGGUUAUUGAGAGAGGGAAGGUUCUCACCUCCAUGCGUCUGUGCCUCCUCACCAGCUUUCCCGUUCUCCUUUGAAUGACAACACGUGUCCCUCUUAACCGGCUCGCCUUUUUCCACUUGGGCCUCAGGGUUUCUGCAAAGUCUUGGGUUAUCAUCACAGAAAUGUUCAGAAAUGUUUGUUUUACCUCAGUUUUACCUCAAGCCCCUUUUCUUUCACAGAGCCUUUCUUUUGGUCACCUCCAGUCCUUCUUGCAAAACCAUGCUUCUUCAACAUUUUCAGAAUAGAGCACCCCGACAGCAUGCCACCUGCUUCAGCUCUGGUCAAAGGACAUUUGAAGGUCCAUGCCAGGAGUUUGAGGUUUCUCCAUUUCUGAACAUCCCUUUUCAUUGUCACUUUCAUUGGUCAUACUCACCACCACGUCUUGGACCUUUACCUCAUGGGCCUGGGGCUCGCUGUCCCCUGGUGGUGUACCUGAUGGUAUUUGACCAGUUUCUGUGGAGUUGUAAGACUCUCCCUGAGGCCCCCUGGUAACCAAGAGCUUGGCAAAGUCUUGGGUUACCAUAUAACCAUCAUCCAUCUUAACGAACUUGCCUGACCAUGGUAGGCCCUCUGACUCCCAGGCCCACUUUCCAACUCUCCACCACUCCUGGGGAGGCACAGUAACAUAGUUGGUUUGUCAGGCUUACCCAUGUCUUGUAGCUCUUCCAUUCCCAUUUGACUGGGUGGAUGACUGGCAGAGCUCCAUUGCCUCCUUGGCCUCUUCCUGUCUUUAAUGGGGAUUCUUAUUCUCUGGCUGUGCCUUUUUCUUCUGCGUCGUCUCAGAGGUUUGACCUGAGGGUGAGCCAGUUGCCUCAACCGACCUGUUGGGUUCUUUGUCUCACUGCCUUCUGUGCAAGUGCUCCACCUGCUGGCAGUUCUGUCUUCUGGGUUUUGGAAAGAAUACUCACGUCAACCAUGGUUAGACUCUUCAGACUUUUUAAACCUCUCCACUUCUGAAUGACAAUCCAACCUUCCUUCAGACCUCUUAACUCAUGACGAAACUUCACUCACCAGAGUAUUGGGCUGCUUCCCUCUUGGCUGGUAGUGCCCUUCUACAGGCUCACCCCAGUCCCCGAUGGGGUCUCCCCACCAGUUUUGGAUUUUUGGAGCACUGGAACUUUCCCUGGUCUCUGCUGGAUCCUUUGGACCGCCAUCUCCCUGUCACCACUUCACCAUCAGGGGACCUUGAAACCUCUUCUGGGGAAAACAAAGUGGGAGAGUCAUCAGCGGAAUGUAUUUGGACUGACAUUCUUGUUGGCGUGGUUGUCCUGGGAACCCUCUGUGUAACCAUGCUCCGGUCCAGGUUUUCUUUUUUGGGGUUCCUUUAAUCUUCUCUGGCCAUGGGUUCUGGAAAUACAGACUGUUUUCUCUUUGGUCAAGGGGCUGUUCAGUGGUGUGGGUAAACAACUCACACGAAGGAGCAAACAUGUCCCCUGAAAUGGGGAGUGGGGUUUGAUCCCACCAGAGCGCAGUCUCCGCCCCGAGUCCUAGGACUUGCCUCAGCAGAUGGCUGUGUUGCUGCUUUUCACGCAGUUGCACCUCAAGGCUACUUAGCCUCUCCUGCUCCUCUUUAAGCAACCAGGAGUCCUGCUCCCACUUGGUCCUCAAGGCCAUAUUAGAUGUCUCCAGCCUGUGAACGACAUCCUGCAUUUUCUGAACCUCAUUGCAUUUUCCACUUAUGAUUGCAAUUCAGAGGCUUUACCUGCCAGGGACAUCUUCUCCUCCAUCAAUGCCACCAUUCUCUGCUUGGCUUCCAUCGCUGACUUCUUUGCCAUCUCUUCAUUACUUUUCAAUUCACUUAUGAGGCUCUUCACUGCCUCCUGCUCAAGCCUUCUUGCUGCCUGCUCCGCUUCCAGGCCUGCACAUUGUUCCUCUUCAUUGCUUCUCAAUUACCUGCUCGGUCUGCUUGCUCUUACUGCUUGUCCAGCACCUUUGUGGAAAGCCCUGUUCCUUUUGAACUGGGGUGCAGCUUUUCUUCCAACAGGGCCAACAUCUCAUCCUGGGCUUCCCCUUGUCGCUCUGCCCUCUGCCGGCAGAUCUCUAAAUUCUGGGCGCUGGUUACCUGCUCCCUGUGCUCCUUUUCUGCACACUCGUGAGCUACCUCAGAGACCUCCAGGACCCUCUUCAGCUGCUGCAUUCCUGCCUCUAAUUCUUCUCGCCUGAGCUUUUCCUCUGAGCCGAGCAUUACUUUUCAUGAGCUUUUCGGCUUGCUCAUUGGCAGCGUGAACUGCCUCUUUAAGAUCAAUGUUCUCGAUUCAGAACAGUGACCUCUUCUUCCCAGUCACUACAACAUCCUGGAACUUAGUCUUUACCUUCUCACCUCUUCCCCUUGGUCCCUGCACUUCUCCUGCAGGCUGAGGACCAUACUUGAUUCUCUUUCAGUUGACUUGUCAGCCAGGUUACCCUCUUCUUGUUGCUGAAAGUCUCCUCUUGCAAGGUGGCCAGCUGCCUUGACUUCUCAUGGAGCCGUUUGAGGCCAUGAUGCUCUUCUUGUAGGACGGCGCACAGGCACCCCAGACGCUCCUUCAGGGCCUCUUUGCUGGUCCUCUCUUCUUCAAACUGCCUCUUGAAGGCUUCCUUGGCCUGGUCAGCAUCUAGUAGGGAGGCCCUCGUGCCCGUGCUGCCCAUGCUCUGCUAACAGGCAUCUGCUCACUUCUUCCUUUGCCUUCCCCCUUGAAGUAUCAGCUGGCACUUCUUUGUUACGGCCACAGGUGGCGGUACUUACGUCUGGCUGAGCACUGUUCAAUCUUCUAGCAAAAUGUUUCAUGUCACUGAUAGCUGCAGUGAUUUCUGGAUCCACAAGCAGACCCUUUAUUUAACUAGGCAAGUCAGUUAGGAACAAAUUCUUAUUUAGAAUGAUUUCCUACCCCGGCCAAACCCAGACGACGCUGGGCCAAUUGUGUACCGCCCUAUGGGACUCCCAAUCACAGGCAGAUGUGAUACAGCAUGGAUUUGAACCAGGGACUCUAGUGAUGCCUCUUGCAUUGAGAUGCAGUGCCUUAGACCGCUGCGCCACCUGGGAGCCAAGAGUUCUUUAUAGCCGGUGAGAAACUCAAGACUACCUUCAGAGCUCUUACAUUUUAGUGCUCCCUUGUGUGGUGCUUUGUCCCCUCCGUCACCAACCACUUCAAGGUUGAGGGACUUUACAUCCACUCUUCUGCCAGCAGCAUUUUCUCUUGUAAAAACCGACUUAAAAAACCCUGUCCUCUCAGCCUACAGGGCACCAUAACUUGUCUAGCUGGUUGUCUCAGGUUGCACUACCACACGGGGAUACCCACAUUCUCCACCAGUGUAACAACUCCGUAGGUGGAGGAGUGUGUCACAUGUGUGGUAGUGCAAAACCAAGAGACAGACAAGGCAAUUCAGCACUCAAAGAGGAUUUAUUAAAUAAAUAAAGGGUUCACAGGUAGCUUGGGGAAUCUUCAUGUCCCAAAAGAAUGUUCUCACAAAGAAAUGAGGCCAAUAAUCAAAAUCAACAACUGGCCCUUAUGUCAGCAACUGAACAUAAACGUAAGUCACUGGGGAAGAUAAUCUUUUACCCCAGGGCAGAGAGAACAUCAAACCUUCGGCAUUGGGUGCAAACUGGUCCAAUAUUUGCGAUAAAACUUUGGUGUGUCCUCCUCACGGCUCUCUCUCCCUCUCUGAAUGCCGCUGCCUCCCCGUGUUCUGCCGCCCUAAUUGCAGCCAGCUGUACAAGAUGUUCAGCUGCAGUCAAUUAAGUCUCUGUGGAGAGAUUCCACACCUUGUAAUGAGUUGUUUAGCCACCAGGUGGGGCCAAAAGCUGGCCUUUCCCACCCCUACACACCUCGGAUGCUCACAAAACCUACACCUAUUGAACUACACCUGUAGAACUACCAGAGCUGUGUGAUGAAUGGACAAUACACGUUACCUUACUUUUACAAAGUAAAAGUACUAUUCCCACAGUUUAGUGUGAAAGCGUAGAGCCCUUCAAGACUGGAGGGUGUAGUGAAAGAUAUUUUGCUAGAUAUGUGAAUUUAAUCUACAAUGCAAGACAGUAUAACAUAACACCAACACCUAACUGCCCUGAUCUUGUAAAUACUUUGGGGAUUUUGUCAGACAAACUAGCUGAACUUUAUCCGAAGUGUGUUUGUUUCCCUGCUCAUACAGUUUUACUGCUCUCUUCCUUCAUGUGUGAAUCCAUUUUGAUUCACACAUCAGUUAUCCACAAUGCACCUCAAAGUAUAUGCUGUGAUGUGAUCUCUUUUUCAUUUCAUUUUCUGCUAAUGUAAAAGGGUUCCAUGUUGAGUACUGUACCCCACUUUUCCUCCGAAUGUGAGUGUAUUCAUGCAAACCGAGGGAUUAUCCCAUUUAACUUUUUAUUUUAUUUCACCUUAAUUUUGACUGAUUUUGACUUUAACUUGACUGAUAGAUAGACCAAUGUCAUAUGUUUGUUGUUUGUUUUGUGUUCUCGUGACAUUUGGUGUAAAUAGAUAAAAUAUGCAGAUGUUUGCUUAAACCCUUUAAUGCGGACCUGGAGUACUUAACACUUUUUCAGUGGCAUUAGUCUGGGAAGGCAUGGUUAUCCUGUUUUCAUUUUCUUAAAAUCAUUUGAUCUGUUCUUUUAAUUGCUGUUGAUAUAUUCUAUAUUGUAUUUUUGGAAAAGCUGUGCUUUCUCUAAAGAAAGAGUUGUACGAAUGGAAAUGGUUGUGAACAAUGUUUUGUAACAAGAUGAUUGGCAAAGUAAAAAAAUGCCUCCCAGAAUCAGGGUCUGCAUCUAAGGGUUAAGUUUCAGAGACAGCUCGUUUUGAUUUCACAAUUCACACACACACACACACACACACACACACACACACACACACACACACACACACAAGCAAUUGGUGUGGUCUGUUUUCAAGCUCUAGUAUGUCCACUUUAUAGUGUUAUUUAUUUAAAUCAGAAUAAUUCAUCAAACUAAUCAUAGCAUUGAAGGAAAAAUACCAUGUUAGAAGUUACAUGUUCUUAUGUCUAUAGUCAUGUCCUACAAUAUACUUGUUCAUGUGUGUAUUAAAAAUACAUUUUUACUUUAAAUUAAAAUAAUCCAAGUCUUAUCAGUUUUUUCUUUGUUUUAAUUGGAAACCUUUGUUUAAGAUUAAGCAGGUCAUUUUUAUUUGGCCUUUUUUGUUAAUUUUAUUUAAUGAAAGCAUGUUUUUGGCUUGCAUGUGCUCAGUAAAACCAAUAUAGUACAUAUAUGACACAUGAUACAACAUUAUUUCAAUGUGUAGGGUUGUGCUUAAAUGUUUGCAUUGUUAAUAUUGUUGUUUGUUAAUGCUUGUCUGCAUGUUAUCAUAUUGUAAUUAAAUAAAAACGACUUUAUUACCUUCCAUGAAGGUUGUCUAUUGGAAAGUAUAAUACCUAUUAGAAUGACAUAUUGUUAGUAUUUGAAUGUUUUAAACUUUUUAUCAUUUCCUCUAUGGUAUAUAUAUUUUCUCAGGUUUACAGUUGUAUAGACAGUGAAAUUGCUUUCUCUUGUCCAUUGGACAUUGAUCAUCAUUGUUUUGAAGGUCAGAGUAGAAUAGAUUCUGUAAAAAACUUUUCUAUAAAAAACAAUGUCCUUUUUCUGAUCCAAGCAUUUUGAAUUGGAUAUGCAUUUGGGAGUGUUGUCGCAUUAAAAAUGAAAUAAAUAUUACAGAGAAGGGAAAAACAC